CGAUCAAAUGAUUUGUCGCCCACAAGUCUUCUGCGGCCAGGUGUCGCUGCAUUCAAUAUGGCGACAUUCAUACCGAAAGUAACGCAGUUAUCGGCGCGUGUUAUUCGAGUUCUAGGAUGUAAUCCCGGUCCCAUGACAUUGCAAGGUACUAAUACUUAUUUGAUAGGAACGGGCAGCGGAAGGAUUUUAUUAGACACGGGAAAUCCGAACGUGAAGGAAUACAUCGAGACCUUGCAAGGCGUACUCACUGAGCAUGACCUGCGACUUGAGCAGAUUCUUGUGAGCCACUGGCACGCUGAUCAUGUGGGAGGUGUCUCCGAUAUAUUAUCGGACAUCGCACCGGGUUGCGUGGUUCAAAAAUUGCCGUUCCACCACGACGAGUCCUCUUUCUCUUACCUGCAAGACGGCGAUGAAAUCUGUACGGAAGGCGCUACGCUUCGUGCGAUUGCUGCACCGGGUCACACCGUGGACCACAUGAUAUUGUAUCUGGACCAAGAAAAUGCUAUUUUCAGCGGCGAUUGCAUUCUCGGAGAAGGCACGGCGGUGUUUGAAGACUUGCAUUCCUACAUGGCUUCCCUGGAUAAAAUACUGCGUCUGAAACCGUCAAUAAUAUAUCCGGGACACGGCCCCGUCAUUACUGAACCGGAGAAGAAAAUCCGGGAAUACGUGAGCCAUAGAUUGAAGAGGGAAGAGCAAAUACUGCGUGCCUUGAAAGAUGCUAGUCCCAACUGGAUGACCCCCAUGCAGCUGGUGAAGGCCAUCUAUGUAGAUACUCCUCAACAUUUGCAUGCAGCUGCAGCUCGAAAUGUUCAACAUCACUUAACAAAGUUAGUUAAAGAUAAUGCUGUCGUCAUGCAGGAAGGACAACUUUACAAGCUACCAUAGCCUCCUUCCUCAGUGCAGUGCAACUGUUUCUGUGGCUGUUCUCAGUGCUUGUAUCAUCUUGAACAUAAUUGAUCACUUCUUGGCAUUGCCUAAAAAAAUUCAUGCCCGAGAUUAGUAUGUUUCUGCUCUUUGUUUGCAAGUUUAAGCAUUUUUUUAGUUUUAGAGCCAAGGGUAGUUUUUGUACAGAACUGCAUCGCACAUUUUCAGGUUAAACGCAGCUUCUUAAUGUGGUAGUUUGUGUAUUUCGUGCAAGAUUCAAAAAGUUUGGCUAUUUGGUGUGGGGGGGUUGAUGGAAUGCCACUAUUUCAUGAACACAAAAGCAAACGUGGGCAAUAACAAAUAACAUUACAUAGAUACAGGCAAGCUGUUGUGUUGGCUCUGGGUUUUUGCUUUUUCACUACGGUCUUUUUCCAAAUUUGUCGGGUUUCGAAAAAAUGCAAAUGUAUUCAAAGUAUAUAGUUGGGUUGGGGAGACCCCAUUCUAAGAGCAUGGCUUUUGACAUCAUUUGUUGGGACUUUCUUGAGGGUUGUUUCAUAAUGGCUAUUGGUCCCUUUUGCACUGUAAGCUUUUUAUCACUUUUAUUAUAAAUACCGACCAUGAUUCUUAUGCAUGACUCUGAUAAUCAAACUCUGGUAGUUGAGCAACGACUGGCGACGCAGUUUUUGCUGAGUGUCCAUUAUACCUGUGCCCUUUUUUUUUCUUAUCCGCAUUUAUUGGCCCUGCCAGUUCCUUAUUUUGCAACCUGUUGAAAUGUUCAAUACUCGUCACGAGAUGAGUUGCGCUUCACGCGAAUAGAGUUUGAGUAUUUUUUGUAACAGUGCACGAACACCUCAACUCUGGCAUAUAUUUGUACUGAAAAAAAGCUUUUUCAAAAUGGAAUAAAUGCCGAUAAACAGCU
Ornithodoros turicata is the source of this 1783-nucleotide messenger RNA. RefSeq names its product endoribonuclease LACTB2-like. Gene Ontology annotation, cellular component: mitochondrial matrix. Bases 58 to 885 code for a protein of 275 amino acids. The transcript has a single exon. The record is from RefSeq and is a predicted model, not a curated record. Lineage: Eukaryota; Metazoa; Arthropoda; Arachnida; Ixodida; Argasidae. Gene Ontology annotation, molecular function: single-stranded RNA binding; RNA endonuclease activity.